UGCCUGCCACGGAGGAGGUGGCGAAGAAGUUGGUUCUGCUGAGGAGGAUACUCAUUACUCAAAGCAAGGCAGAGAGAGAGAGAGAGCCUAUAGCAAGUUCCCACUGCGUGAUCAACUCGUGCGCUACAACGUUCACUUGUGGAACACUUGCGAGAAAACGCAAGGCUUUUCUUCCUGGAUGCUUAUGUUUGAGAAGGGGUCGUCACCACCAUCGGCCACAGCGACAGCGAUGCCCUCUGAUCAAUACUCUGCUGUGGCCAUGGAGACCGGCAACAACAUGGCCUCCAUGGCGGAGGUCAGCCCGCCACCGCCCGAAGGCCUGUUGGAGAAUGACAGCGGCGUGGAGAUGACCAGUGAGAGCAGCCCGCUGGCAGGGGCCGAGCCACCGUCGCCCUUCAGCCCUAAACAGAACGCGGGCGCCUCGUCACCUCGAGACGAUAACGUGAAUGUGGAAAGAGGGACCAGGAAGAGGUCCGAGGGCGAGCAUGGCACCUGGGACCCGUAUAGUAAAAACAAGACUCAUCUGGCUUUGAGAGAGAGGCCGCUUGCCCGAACCAUCUUCCAGGCCGGUCUGAUGCCACACGCCAAACCUCGCAGACAGACACGAAAACAUGAGCUCAUGGCCACUAUGCAGUGUGGCAGAGCUUCGCGAGCAGUCUCACCCAAGGAGGUCCCUGAGGUGCCGCGUCUCGACUUGUCGGAGAACGACUCCAAAGACUCAGCCCAAAGCAGUGGCACCAACACGUCCGGUUGCGACGCUCACAUUGAAUAUAACGACAACAAGGGCUUCAACGUUGGUGAGCUAGUUUGGGGAAAGAUCAAAGGCUUCUCCUGGUGGCCCGGCAUGGUGGUGACCUGGCGCGCGACCGGCAAACGGCAGGCCAACCCCGGCAUGAGGUGGCUGCAGUGGUUCGGGGAUGGGAAGUUCUCCGAGGUCUCCGCCGACAAGCUGGAUUCCAUCACUGCCUUUGACAAGUUCUUCAAUCAGGCGUCUUACACCAAACUGGUGUCCUAUCGCAGGGCCAUCUUCCAAGCUCUGGAGAUGGCCAGUAUUCGGGCCGGCAAGAAAUUCCCCCCCUGUGAGUCCGACAAUCCCGACGAGGAAAUUAAGCCAUUAAUGGACUGGGCCCAAGAAGGCUUCCUGCCAAAAGGCCAAGAGGGGCUCAAACCCACACCGAGCGCUGAUAGUGCCGUGCUCGACAUACAGGUCCUGGACGUUUCACUGCCCGAGUAUCCGCCCAGUGCCAAGAAGCCCAAACUGAGCGUGUGCAAGAACAAGCCUGGGCCGGAGGAGUCGUACAGCAGAGAACAAAUGGUCAAUGAAGUCCUGAAUAAUAAACGAAGUAUAGAAGAGUUCUGUCUCUCGUGUGGCAAGAUGAGAGCAGCAACUUUCCACCCGCUCUUUGAAGGAGGCUUGUGCCAAACAUGCAAGGAUGUGUACUUGGAGACAUCCUACAUGUAUGACGACGACGGCUACCAGUCCUACUGCACCGUCUGCUGUGGCGGCCGAGAGGUUCUGCUGUGCGGCAAUGCCAACUGCUGCAGGUGUUUCUGUGUGGACUGUCUCGACAUCCUGGUGCACCACGGCGCAUCAAACAAUGCGCGCUUCCUGGACCCUUGGCGCUGCUACAUGUGCCAGCCGCUGCUAACGUACGGUGUCCUCAAGCGGCGCCACGACUGGAGCGUCAAGCUGCAGGAGUUCUUUGGCAACGACAAAGGACAAGAGUUUGAGACCCCAAAGAUUUACCCGGCAGUCCCAGCAGAACAACGGCGACCAAUCCGAGUCCUCUCGCUUUUUGACGGCAUCGCCACCGGUUACCUGGUCUUGAGGGAUCUGGGCUUUAAGGUGGACCAGUACGUGGCGUCUGAGGUGUGCGAGGAUUCCAUCUCUGUCGGCGUGGUCAGACACGAAGGGAAAAUCCAUUACGUCCAUGACGUCCGGAACAUCACCAGGAAAAACAUUCAGGAAUGGGGACCAUUUGAUCUGGUCAUCGGUGGAAGUCCGUGUAAUGACUUGUCUAUUGUCAACCCAGCCAGGAAGGGCCUCUUUGAAGGCACAGGGAGGUUGUUCUUUGAAUUUUACCGUCUGCUGAGCGAGGCCAAGCCCAAAGAAGGAGAGAACCGUCCAUUCUUCUGGAUGUUCGAGAAUGUGGUCGCCAUGGGUGUCAACGACAAGAGGGACAUCUCACGAUAUCUGGAGUGUAACCCCGUAAUGAUUGAUGCCAUUGAAGUCUCUGCAGCCCACCGGGCUCGAUAUUUUUGGGGGAACCUGCCGGGUAUGAACAGACCACUGUGUGCUUCUGGGAUGGACAAGUUGGAGCUCCAGGACUGUCUGGAUCACGGACGAGUUGCAAAGUUCGGCAAGGUGCGCACCAUCACCACACGCUCCAACUCCAUCAAACAGGGGAAGGACCAACACUUCCCAGUCUUGAUGAAUGGAAAGGAGGACAUCUUAUGGUGCACUGAGCUGGAGAGGAUCUUCGGCUUCCCAGUCCACUACACGGACGUGUCCAACAUGGGUCGAGGUGCUCGGCAGAAACUCCUAGGCCGGUCCUGGAGCGUCCCUGUCAUCAGGCAUCUUUUCGCACCCCUCAAAGACUUCUUUGCCUGUGAUUAACCAGCACAAAGAGCCCACAUGGCCCGCAAACCAUAUACUGUCAUCAUCAUGUUGAGGCCAGAACCAG
Syngnathus acus (greater pipefish) is the source of this 2684-nucleotide messenger RNA. RefSeq names its product DNA (cytosine-5-)-methyltransferase 3 beta, duplicate b.1 (gene dnmt3bb.1). NCBI's taxonomy places the organism in Eukaryota, Metazoa, Chordata, Actinopteri, Syngnathiformes, Syngnathidae. Gene Ontology annotation, biological process: negative regulation of transcription by RNA polymerase II. The transcript is spliced from 22 exons. Gene Ontology annotation, cellular component: nucleus. Bases 179 to 2617 code for a protein of 812 amino acids. Gene Ontology annotation, molecular function: DNA binding; DNA (cytosine-5-)-methyltransferase activity, acting on CpG substrates. The record is from RefSeq and is a predicted model, not a curated record.